CUACUCGCUUGAAUUAAGCAAACGCCUCUGGUAAAUUUUGAACCUGUAUCUUUACGUGUAUGUAUUCUUAGCUGACGAAUUGCCAAAAAAUUAUUUUGUUUGAAAAUUGUUGAAGUUUUAACCAUUUCCAAUUAACUAUGCCGUGCAAAGGUGUAAGAGAAGAUUGGAGCUGCAAAUUUUCUGCAGAAGAAUUGCUCAAGCGGACGGAUGAUCUUAUAAAUACAACACGAAGCAUCUAUGAUUCUGUUGCGGCUGUGCCGGAUACCGAUGUUAACUAUGAUACUGUUUUAAAGGUGUUGGCUGAUGCAGAAUGUGAAUGUAGCACCAAAAGAUAUAUUUUAGAUCAAGUACAAUACUUUUCACCAGAUCAAAAGAUACGAGAUGCUAGUACAGAAGCUGAUCAAAAGCUUAGAGCUUUUGAUGUUGAAAUAAGCAUGAGACAAGAUAUAUUCAAAAAACUAAUUAUUCUUGAAAAACAGAAAGAUACUCUAAAACCAGAACCAAAACGCUAUCUUGAAAAGCUAAUAAAAAAUGGCAAGCGAAAUGGAUUGCAUCUUCCUGGUGAAACUCAAGAAAUGAUUAAAACACUAAAAAAUAAAAUCAAUUCUUUAUGUAUUCAAUUUAUGAAAAACCUUUCUGAUGAAGCAACAACAUUAGAAUUUAGUGAUAAGGAUCUUAUUGGUUUACCUGAUGAUUAUUUUGGCAAUUUAAAAAAGCUUGAAAAUGGAAAUUAUGAGGUAACUUUAAAAUAUCCAGAUGUCUUUCCAAUUAUGGAAAAAUGCAGAAAUCCUGAGACAAGGCGAAGAAUGUUUAUAGCAUUUAAUUCUAGAUGUGUCAAAGAAAAUGAUCCUAUAUUGCAUGAAGUUACUGAACUGCGACAUAAGCUAGCAAAUAUAUUGGGAUAUCCAAGACAUACUGAAUAUGCUACCGAACUAUUAAUGGUCAAAUCUGGUGAUAAUGUGCAAAAGUUUUUAACAGAAUUAUGGCAUAAAUUAGAACCUUUGUGGGAAGAUGAAAGGAAGCUAAUGCUAGAACUCAAAGAAAAAGAGUGUAAUGAAUUGGGCAUCCCAUUUGAUGGCAAAUUACAACCAUAUGAUUUAAAGUUUUAUGCAACAAAAGUUGAAAAAAUAAAAUAUUCUGUUGAUCACACGAAACUGAAAGAAUAUUUUCCUCUUCAGACUGUAACUGAAGGGUUAUGUAAAAUUUAUCAGGAUCUAUUAGGACUCAAAUUUACUGAAAUAGAAAAUCCUGAGGUUUGGCAUGAAGAUGUUCAAAUGUUUAAAGUUGAAGAUAAAGAUACUGGAGACUUAAUGGGAUAUUUCUUCUUGGAUUUGUUUCCAAGAACAGGAAAAUACACACAUGCUUGUGUUAUCGUUAAUCAACCAGGGUGCCUUAUAGCAGAAGGUGUUCGGCAAGUUACUGUAGGAACUAUGUUGACAAAUUUUACAAAACCACAAAAAGACAAACCAUCUCUUUUAAAUCAUAGUGAGGUUGUUACUUAUUUUCAUGAGUUUGGUCAUCUUAUGCAUGCUAUAUGUGCACAAGCUGAUUUGGCAGAAUUUGCAGGAAUUGCUGUGGAAAGUGAUUUUGUUGAAGCACCUUCACAAAUGUUAGAAAACUGGUGUUGGGAAGUUGAGCCUUUAAAGAUGAUGUCUUGUCAUUACGCAACAAAAUCAGAAAUACCAGAGGAUUUAUUAAAUGCUCUGAUUAAAUCCAACUUGGCCAAUGCAGGAUAUCGUAAUUUACGCCAAGUUGUAUUGGCUACAUUUGAUUUUAAAAUUCAUUCAAAAAUUGAGAAAGAUAUCAACAGAGUUUUCAGAGAUACUUGCAAAGAAAUAAUGGGAAUUGAAGAAUCUGAAGAUACAUUUAUGGGAUGCAGUUUCCAACACCUUUGUGGCGAAUAUGAUGCUCGUUAUUACAGUUAUUUAUGGAGUGAAGUUUAUUGUAUGGACAUGUUUUAUACCCGAUUCAAAGAUGGCAAAGUAUUGGAUCCAGAAACUGGAAAAGAUUACAGAAAUAAAAUUUUGAAACCAGGAGGAUCAAAGGAUGCAAUUGAUAUGCUUGUGGACUUCCUGGGACGGCAUCCAACACAGGAUGCGUUCUUGAAGAGCAAAGGUCUUAAAGUAUAAAUACAGAACAAAUAAAAGAUAGUUUUAUGGGGAAAAACUCUCUUAAGAAGAGAAAUUAAUAAAUUUUUUAUGCCUUCA
Messenger RNA from Argiope bruennichi, 2207 nucleotides. RefSeq names its product thimet oligopeptidase-like. Gene Ontology annotation, biological process: peptide metabolic process; proteolysis. The transcript has 16 exons. Gene Ontology annotation, cellular component: mitochondrial intermembrane space. Lineage: Eukaryota; Metazoa; Arthropoda; Arachnida; Araneae; Araneidae. Gene Ontology annotation, molecular function: metalloendopeptidase activity. The record is from RefSeq and is a predicted model, not a curated record. Bases 138 to 2129 code for a protein of 663 amino acids.